AUGGCAGCAGCAGUCGUCAACCUGACUCCUGCGGCUGGCGACCAGCAUGCAGAGACCGAUGUGCAGAUGGCCGAUGCACCGCCAACCGUCACUCAUCCUCGAAAGUUCAAGGCGUCAGAGCUGCCCCUCACUUCAGCGACUAGGACGGCCAUUGAUGGACUUGCCCACGCCUUUAAGAAGAAGGGAGGCUAUGAUGCGACGCGCAAGCAGGUCUGGGAUACCUUCGAGGCCAGUGAUCAGCGGGAGCAGAUCACAAAGGCAAUCCUCGAAGUCGCCGAGGAGGAAAUCGAACGGAAUCCAACCCAGCUACUGACGCUCGACCGCGGCAAAGCCGUCGCCCUUAUCGACGGCGCGCUUGACCGCACGGGUGUCUACAGAAAAGCCGAGGCCCUCCUUGAAAGCCUGAUCGACGUUGGCGCAAUCGAACAACAGAUCCGCGAGCUUCGAAAAAUUGAGGUCGGUGAAGAUGUGGCCGAGGAAGAGCGGAUCCAGGGCGCAAAGACAGAUGAAGAAUAUGCUGCCGAAAUUGGCGCCAGAAGGGCUGAGCGCGAUAAGAAGUAUGCUGAUCUGAAGGCCAUGGAAGAGGAAAUCGCCCGUCAGCGCAGGGAAAUCGCUGAGAGGGAAGAACGCGCCGAGCAGAAGAAGCGAGAGGCUGAGAGAGCUGCACGCGAAGCAAAGCGGAAAGAAGAGCGGGAGAAGGAACGAGAGAGGGAGAAAGAGCGUGAACGGGAGCGCGAGCGUGAACGCGAACGAGGGAGAGACCGAGACCGGGACCGAGAAAGAGAUCGUGACAGAAGCCGAGAGAGGAUUCGUGACCACCGAGACAGAGACAGAGACAGGGAAAGGGACAGGGACAGGACCAGGGAUAGGGACAGGGACAGAAGUCGGGACCGAGAUCGACGUGACAGAGCUCGGUCAAGAGUUCGCUCACGAGAUCAUUCGCGCAACCGCUCAAGGGAUCGACACCGACGGCGCCGAAGCCCAAGAGAGGAAAGCCGUGGCCGCAAAGAAGUCACCAAGAAGGAGCUCUCGAAAGAAGAGCUCUCUCGCCUCGAGGAAGAGGCUUUGGCUGACCUGCUUCGGGAUAGCAAACGUGUCUCCUCUAAGCAGCCUGAGUUGGAGAUCGACGAGGAACUCAAGCCACCGCCUCGCAAAAUCAAGCCGGCGUCUGCGAUCAACCCUAUUCGAAAAUCGUCUCAAAAGGUGGCGGAGGUGAAGAAAGCCCCUGAAGUGUUGCCAGCGAAGUCGAAACCUGAGGGACCUUCGGAGACGAAAGACGUGAAGUCUUCCAAGGAAAGCAAACCAGCAGAUGCCGACAAGGAACCAAAGGAAGCCAAAUCCAAAGAAGAAAAGAAGCGAGCACCUACGCCCCCGAGGAACCGUUCGCCGUCUCGCCGCAAAUCACGCUCUCCAGCUGCGGCGUCUCGGGACACCCGAGGCAGGAGCCGUCAUCGGACACCGAGCCCCAAAGCGAGGACGUCUUCGCUCAAGGAAGACCCGCGGAAGGACUCUCACCGGGACUCUUCUCCAUCGAAGCGUCGGAAUACAGAUGACAAGGACCGCGCUUCAGAUGCUCACAGGCGCCGCGAUAAGUCCAGCUCACCCGGAGCCGAGACCGCCACCCUCGGAGGUCAAGAAGCCGCUCAGUCCGGCGCCGCCGAUCGAGGAGUAGGUCUAUCAGAAGAGAUGAUAGGAGGCGAACUCGCAGCCCUUCACGCCCUCGCGGCGACCACUACACAUCUUACCGGAGGUCGAGAUCGCCCCGCAGGCGAAGUCCUUAUCGAGCAGACCGACGCGACACAUCGAGAUCAGAGGUCGAAGAGUGCAGACAAGGCAAGAAGGAGAUCGAAAUCUAAAGAGAGCCGCCUAGACCGCCCGCCAGCAUACCUCGACAAGGAAGAGAAAGAGGCAUGGAAGCAAGACGAGGUCAAAAAGCGAGAGCGUGAAGCGAAGGCAUACCUGGCGGCUCAGAAGGAAGCACGCGAGAAGGGUAAGCCUGUGCCUGGCAUCGACUUCGAAGUGGAUGACGAACGUGGCGAGCGUUCCGAACGGUCUCCCGAGGUCAGACGACGGGCGCCGGAUGACAUCGAUCGCUAUGUGCCGCCAGCGCGGGUCGAUUCACAUAGGCCCGAUCGCGACCGGGACCGGGACAAGGAACGGGACCGGCCAAAGGAUGAUAGACGAGACAGCCGUCGGGAGUCUGUCAUUCGUCGGGAUUCAAUUAUCCGCCGCGACCGCAGCGCUUCAACCACUCGUCGUCGCAGUCGAGAACGAGUCGGCCUCGCCACCGAGUCAGGGACGACUCUCGUGAACGUGAUCGAGACCGUGAUCGAGAUCGUGACCGAGACCGCGACCGUGACCGAGACCGUGACCGCGACCGCAAUAGAGAUCGCGACAGGGACCGGGAUAGGGACCGGGACCGCGAUCGGGACAGAGACCGAGACACAGCCAGGGACCGCGAUCGAGACAGGGACAGGGUCAGAGAUCGCUCACCACGUCGGGAUCGUCGGGACCGCAGCUCGAGUCGGCGCCGUUAGCAGCGGUAUCGACCAGAGAGUAACGUCAAGCGGGAGCGGACUGAAGAUCCUGUAG
This is a messenger RNA of Diaporthe amygdali, 2592 nucleotides long. RefSeq lists its product as uncharacterized. The record is from RefSeq and is a predicted model, not a curated record. Bases 1 to 2592 code for a protein of 863 amino acids. Lineage: Eukaryota; Fungi; Ascomycota; Sordariomycetes; Diaporthales; Diaporthaceae. The transcript has 5 exons.